This is a messenger RNA of Sebastes umbrosus (honeycomb rockfish), 2043 nucleotides long. Its product is annotated as lysosomal-associated transmembrane protein 4B-like. The transcript has 7 exons. Bases 16 to 918 code for a protein of 300 amino acids. NCBI's taxonomy places the organism in Eukaryota, Metazoa, Chordata, Actinopteri, Perciformes, Sebastidae. Gene Ontology annotation, cellular component: lysosomal membrane. The record is from RefSeq and is a predicted model, not a curated record.
UUCAUACAAAAAUAAAUGUCAGGGUUUUAUUUUGAAACCGGAAGUGAUAUUUUUCCCUUGACGCUGGCUCUCCGGUUCCGUAAGCUGCUCCCGGUGAUAAGUAACGGACGGGUCAGAGAGACAGUCGUCCUCGUCACAUUCCGUAGCGAGGACUUGCGCUCAGCGGACGUUGCUAACCGGGGGUCUCUUUCUUCACUAACACCGCCCAGCUGUGAAGCCGACCAGCGGACAGACAUGAUGAUGAUCUCCCCCUGGGACCGCUGGUUCUCCACCAGCUGCUGUCUGUGCUGCCAUGUCCGCACAGGAACCAUCAUCCUGGGGGUCUGGUACAUGCUCAUCAACGCCGUGGUGUUACUCAUCCUGCUCACAGCGCUCAGUGAUCCCGAGCAGUACCACCUGACCAGCGCCGAGUUGGCUAAUGACCUGGAUGUCAUGGAUGACGCCAACAUGUGCAUUGCCUCAGCGAUCUCCCUGCUGAUGAUACUCAUAUGUGGGAUGGCAACAUAUGGAGCAUACAAGCUGCGUGCCGCCUGGAUCAUCCCAUUUUUCUGCUACCAAAUAUUUGACUUUGCUCUCAACACCCUGGUUGCUGUCAGCAUUGUGGUUUACCCAAACACGAUCCAGGACUACCUGCAGCAACUGCCUGAUAACUUCCCCUACAAAGAGGAGAUCGCUGCCCUCAGUAAUUUAUGCUUGGUGCUCAUCGUGCUGCUCUUCAUCGGCUCUAUUCUCGGCUUCAAGGCCUACCUGAUAGCAUGUGUGUGGAACUGCUACAGAUAUGUGAGCAGCCGAGGAACUUCUGAAAUCCUGCUCUAUGUCACGACCAAUGACACCACGGUGCUGCUUCCUCCGUAUGAUGACAGCGUCAGCGUCCUUCCCAAGAAGGCUCCUCCACCGUACACCACCGCUACAGCAUGAAAACAUUCCCAGCAUCCUGCCGUAAUAAUAAAACCCCAGCAAGAUUUAUGCACCACACUGCCUCUCCAGUGUACAGUAUAUUCAUGGAUAUAUUGUAGCUACACAAACAUUACAGUACACCCAUGCAUGCACAUAUAAAAUCUUCUCACACACACAUGCACACACCUCUACCACCACGUGACCUCUCAUCCCCCCUCCUGUUAUUUAUUGAUGACCUUUCUGUUUCUAUAAUUCCAGACAUGAUGUGCAUUUUAAUGCAUUUGACCUGGGUGCAAUAAGGCACUAGAAAGUUUGAUAGAUUCUAUAUAUUUGUAUUAAUUAUAUUUAAGCUGUGUGUGUACCUGUAAUAGUAUUUUAUGUAUCCUACCUUUGAUAGUCAUAUCUAACAUAUGCACAAAUGCAAAAAUGACGAUCUUUCUGCCCACAGUAACGAGUGAUCGUCACGUGUUUCCUGUUUGUCUCUUCUCGGCUCGUGAUCAGGGUUGGAUUGCCUUUAUUCGUAACUUUCUCUCUUGAGGGGUGCCCUUUUAUAGAUCCAUGUGUGAAGUGUCAUCUUGACUGGAAGUUCUCCCAAAGAAAUGCAUCUGCCUGUAUUCUGACAUGAUCUAAGAGCAACCUAGUGUAUAUCGAACAUAUCACCUUCUUUUACCGCUUUAUUCCAACUACAAACAGAAUUGUGUUGUGUUAUAAAAAGUGUUGAGUUGUGCUGGUUGACCUUCAUAACUUUUAAAUGUAACUGUGUGUUUCUACUGAUUGACGAGAAAUGUCUUGGGCUGCUAUUUAUCUAUUUUGACAGCACAGAAGUAGCGCUGGUCUGGAAUCAGUUUGCUCUUUGAAGUCACUAUGAAUGAGUUGCUCGAGGGACCCCGGUGCAAUGACUCGAGAUCGGGCCUGUCUACGUUCAGGAGCUCAAUAAACCUGGUUGUGUUUUUUCAAUUAAACCGAUGAGAGCUUCUGGUCUGUGUAAACACACAAAGUCUGCUCCACCAGAUGUAGUUAUUGGCAAGCUGCUUCCUGGACACAAAAUGUCCUAUAAGGACACAAAAGUCAAACCUGAGGGCUGCUGCUGUAUGAAAAGUAAAGAUGUGACAUUUAUUUGUCUAUUAAAGUCUAAUUUCACUGGAA